AUGACGCUCUACUACAGCUUGGUAUUCAUGCUCCUGGUGGCCGAGAUGGUGAUCUUCAUGUCACUCAUCGUCCCGUUGCCGUUCACCUGGCGUCGCAAGCUCUUCACUUUCAUCUCCGAAAGUCCACUUAUAGCGAAGCUACAAUAUGGAAUGAAGAUCACAUUCAUAUUCAUCCUGAUUCUGUUCAUUGACAGCGUCAACCGCGUUUACCGCGUUCAGCUCGAGCUGUCUGCGGCCUCGAACGCCGAGAAGCAGGGCCGGGCGGCGGUCAUUGGCGGACCUGAACGCAUGGAGGUCCAGGCCCGCAAGUUCUACUCGCAGCGCAACAUGUACCUUUGCGGCUUCACCCUCUUCCUGUCGCUGAUCCUCAACCGUACCUACGUCAUGAUUCUCGAUGUUCUGCGCCUCGAGGAGGAGAACAACUCCCUCCGUGGCACCUCCAGCGGCAAGGGCAAGGAUUCCGCCGCUCUUGGCAGGGCUGGCGAUGCCGGCGAGAUUGGCCGCCUCAGGAAGGAAUUGGAGGCCAAGGACCGUGACAUCGAGCACCUCAAGAAGCAGGCCGAUGGCCUCUCCCGCGAGUACAACCGCUUGGGUGACGAGGUCUCUGGAUCUGACAGCGCCCCCAAGAAGGACCGAAUGACAACUUUCGAGAUCAGCGGGAAGAUGCUGUGCCCUGAGCUGCAUAGCAGGGAGGACACCAAAAUGGAGACGGGAUGCAGAGACGAAGUCGGCUCUCGCGUCCUCCACCAAGUGCCUGAUGGCUCAAUCACGCCUUCGACAGCGCCCUGCGCACAGUCCGCACCAUUCUUCAGCUUUAGCGACGUCUCCGAGUACGUGAUCCCGCGCCAGGAGUUCUGCGACCGCCUCGUCACCGUGUGCGCCAACCACUACCGCAUCAUCGGCUACCCAGUCUGCAUCAACAACUACAAUGGCAAAUAUGACCGCAACCAAUUCAUCUUCAACUUCGCCUUGGUCGUCGAGGAGGACUUGUUGGACUGGAACAGCUACGCCAGCGUUGUAAGGAAGCUGGGAAAGCUGUUGCGCAACCUGGAGGAGCAGGGCAGCUUCUUGAGCAACGAAGAGAAAGACAUACCGUGGGAUGUGCUUGGAGAUCCCGCCAGGACCUCCAGCAUUGGGCUGGGCAUCAGGAGAACGGAAAGGGCUGCCUCGCUUGCCGAAAGCACGAGCGAGAGCCAGUCAGUGAAGUCGCUGGGCUUGGAGGGACUCAGUCUGGACAACGAGCCGGCUGAGAUGGGCACAAGCAGUAAGGUUUACGCACUGUGCGAGAUGAUCUUGGAGGACCUCAACAACUACUGCGAGUGCAUGAUUCCAAUUGACGACUCGAAUACCAUCAACCUAAAGCUCUUUCCGACUCGCUUGCCGCCAGCUCCCGUCCACGCGUGGCAUGUCCCGCUACUUACCAUCGACAUCGACAUGUAUACGGCACCGUCUGCCAUGAAUCCACACUCCUUCAGUAAUCGCUGUGCUACACUUUCUUCGGAUCUGACCCUUACACGGAUUCUCCCGUACAUCGACGGCAUCAACUCGGUGUACUUCAUUUCCCAGCUUGCUGAUACAGACAUCGGACUCACCCGGAAGGCAAUUCAACACCUAGUCUACUACGACUGCGUCGUUUUGCUGGACAUCUUCCAAUUUGGUGCCAUGUACGCGCCCACUCCUCUGAUUGCUCAUUUCUUCACCGACGAAGCUGCCCUUGCCGAAUGCGCACGCUAUGUUCGUAUACCACGCUUCUUGGAUGCCUCCAUUGGCAACGAUACUGCCACUCUCCCCGAGGAACUUCGUCGGGACUCUCACAAGCCUUCACACGGCCACUCCCGCAAAACAAGCGUCGGCAGCACCCUCGGCGGCUCCACUACAACCACGACUGCCGCCGGAAGCCCGACUCAAGCGACCUUUGUCCACAACCGCGCCCAUCGCUCCUCAACUAUCGGCACGCAUUCCUCGGCUGCUCUAACCAAUUUCACCGCCAACCUCACGCUUGCCCCUAACCAACCUGUGGUCAGCGCCGACACACUAAUCCAGUUGUACUCGUCCAUGCGUCAGGGCGUGACUUUGCGUGCUUGGGUGCUGGAGAACACAGCUCUGCUCACACACAUCGACGUCCGCCGCCUCGUCACCUUCGGUGUCAUCAAGGGCUUCCUGUACCGAGUGCACAAGUACGCCAUCACGACGAGCGCAGGCGCGUUGGCCGGCACAACGGCAAGCUACGACGGAUACGAUCAUUUACACGGCGCACGGUGGAGGGGCCAUAACGGUUACGCGAGCCCGUGGCGAGUCGAUUCGGACGUCGAGGAUGGAGGUCUGGAAGCAAAUGCGGAUGGCGGGGAUAAGGCGAGCGGGAACGGUAGCGGUGCUGCGUACGGUAGGGAGCUGCCGCUGGCAAGGUAUUUGGAUGGCCUGCACUGCUUCGAUGAGAUAUGCACGGAGUUGGGCAUGAGCGAGAGGGAGGUGCUGGCGAAGAUGAAGAAAGGGUUUGGGGAUGUGUUGGUGGUGAAUCGGUGA
Diplodia corticola is the source of this 2523-nucleotide messenger RNA. RefSeq names its product bap31 domain protein. The coding region runs from base 1 to 2523 and encodes 840 amino acids. Gene Ontology annotation, molecular function: GTPase activator activity. The record is from RefSeq and is a predicted model, not a curated record. The transcript has 7 exons. Lineage: Eukaryota; Fungi; Ascomycota; Dothideomycetes; Botryosphaeriales; Botryosphaeriaceae. Gene Ontology annotation, cellular component: GATOR1 complex; vacuolar membrane. Gene Ontology annotation, biological process: positive regulation of autophagy; negative regulation of TORC1 signaling.